AUGUCAUCACAUCUAGGUAAUGUUGUGAAUGGAACCAUUGGCAAGCAGAUGGUCGAUAUGCUUGUAGAAUCGUCCAACAAUGUGGAGAUGAUUCUGAAGUUUUUCGAUAUGUUCUUAAAAUUGAAGGAUUUGACUUCCUCUGAUGCAUUCAAAGAAUAUGACCCUGAUGGUAAAGGGAUAAUUUCAAAGAGGGAUUUUCACAAGGCAAUGGAAAGCCAUAAGCAUUACACCCAGUCUGAAACUGAGUUUCUGCUGUCAUGUGCCGAAACAGAUGAGAAUGAGACUUUGGACUAUGAGGAGUUUGUGAAGCGAUUCCAUGAGCCUGCCAAAGACAUUGGUUUCAAUGUCGCUGUUCUCCUGACCAACCUGUCAGAACACAUGCCCCACGAUACCCGCUUGCAAACUUUUCUCGAACUGUCAGAGAGUGUGCUGAAUUACUUUCAGCCUUUCCUUGGUCGCAUAGAAAUCAUGGGCAGUGCGAAGCGCAUUGAACGAGUUUAUUUUGAAAUAAGUGAGUCAAGUCGGACUCAGUGGGAGAAACCACAGGUUAAAGAGUCAAAGAGACAAUUUAUAUUUGAUGUUGUGAAUGAAGGCGGGGAGAAAGAAAAGAUGGAACUUUUUGUGAAUUUCUGUGAGGAUACCAUCUUUGAAAUGCAACUGGCUGCCCAGAUCUCUGAGUCAGAUCUGAAUGAAAGGUCAGCAAAUAAAGAGGAGAAUGAGAAAGAUAAGCCUGAGGAACAGGAUCCUAGAAUGGGUUUCUUCUCUCUUGUGACUAUGAAGUCAGCACUAGUAGCUCUCAGAUAUAAUUUAAUGACUCUUAUGAAAAUGCUCAGCGUGAAGAGCCUAAAGAAACAGAUGAAAAAAGUGAAGAAAAUGACCAUGAAGGACAUGGUCUUGGCUUUGUUUUCUUCCUAUUGGAGCAUUUUGGUGGGUUUGCUGCAUUUUGCUUGUAGUGUCAUCCGGGGAUUCUUUCGCAUCAUAUGCAGCUUGCUGCUUGGAGGAAGUCUAGUAGAAGGAGCAAAGAAAAUCAAAGUGGCUGAACUAUUAGCUAAUAUGCCAGAUCCCACUCAGGAUGAGGUACGUGGGGAAGGAGAAGAGGGGGAGCGGAAGCCAACAGAAGCUGCAUUGCCUACAGAAGACUUGACAGAUCUGAGAACUUUAUCAGAUGAGAGUGAUCUACUCUCAGAUAUAUUUGGUUUGGAUUUGAAACGAGAAGGUGGACAGUAUAAAUUGAUCCCUCACAAUCCAAAUGCUGGUUUGAGUGAUUUACUAAGCACUCCCUCCUUAGCUCCAAUGCCUGAGGUGCAGGAAAAAAUCCAGGAGCAGGUGAAAGAAGAGGAAAAGGAAGAGAAGGAGGAAACAAAAUCUGAACCUGAAAAAGCAGAAGGAGAAGAUGGAGAAAAGGAAGAGAAAGCCAAGGAAGAGAAAGUGAAACAGAAAUUAAGACAACUUCAUACUCACAGAUAUGGAGAACCAGAAGUUCAGGAGUCAGCUUUUUGGAAAAAAAUCAUUGCAUACCAACAGAAACUUCUUAAUUACUUUGCACGAAACUUUUACAACAUGAGGAUGUUGGCAUUGUUUGUUGCUUUUGCCAUCAACUUCAUCCUGCUUUUCUACAAGGUCUCCACCUCUGCUGUGACAGAAGAAAAGGAACUUCCUGUGGUAUCUGCUGGUGAAACUACCAAACUGAACAUGCUGGAAAGCGACAAUGAGAGGGUUAUUGCAGUGCAUUAUGUCCUGGAAGAAAGCAGUGGCUACAUGGAGCCCACGCUGCGGAUUUUGGCCAUCCUGCACACAGUCAUCUCAUUUUUCUGCAUCAUAGGCUAUUACUGUUUGAAAGUUCCAUUGGUUAUUUUUAAGAGAGAGAAGGAAGUGGCAAGGAAAUUAGAAUUUGAUGGGCUGUACAUAACUGAACAGCCAUCAGAAGAUGAUAUUAAGGGACAGUGGGAUAGACUUGUCAUCAACACACAGUCUUUUCCAAAUAACUAUUGGGAUAAAUUUGUGAAAAGAAAGGUCAUGGAUAAAUAUGGGGAGUUCUAUGGACGUGACAGGAUCAGUGAGUUACUUGGAAUGGACAAAGCUGCUCUUGAUUUCAGUGAUGCUCGAGAAAAGAAGAAACCAAAGAAGGAUAGCUCCUUAUCUGCUGUGCUAAAUUCCAUUGACGUUAAAUAUCAGAUGUGGAAAUUAGGAGUUGUUUUCACUGAUAAUUCUUUCCUUUACCUAGCGUGGUACAUGACCAUGUCAGUCCUUGGCCAUUACAACAAUUUUUUCUUUGCUGCUCAUCUCCUUGACAUUGCGAUGGGAUUCAAGACAUUAAGAACUAUCCUGUCAUCAGUGACCCACAAUGGGAAACAGCUUGUCCUUACUGUGGGAUUACUGGCAGUAGUAGUCUAUUUGUAUACAGUAGUUGCAUUCAAUUUUUUCCGCAAGUUCUACAACAAGAGUGAAGAUGGUGAUAUGCCAGAUAUGAAAUGUGAUGAUAUGCUAACAUGCUACAUGUUUCACAUGUACGUUGGAGUACGCGCUGGUGGAGGCAUUGGUGAUGAAAUAGAGGAUCCGGCAGGAGAUGAAUAUGAAAUCUAUCGGAUUAUCUUUGACAUCACUUUCUUCUUCUUUGUGAUUGUUAUCCUGCUUGCAAUUAUUCAAG
Eurypyga helias (sunbittern) is the source of this 2647-nucleotide messenger RNA. RefSeq names its product ryanodine receptor 2-like. Gene Ontology annotation, biological process: transmembrane transport; calcium ion transport; intracellular calcium ion homeostasis. Gene Ontology annotation, molecular function: calcium ion binding; ryanodine-sensitive calcium-release channel activity. Lineage: Eukaryota; Metazoa; Chordata; Aves; Eurypygiformes; Eurypygidae. The record is from RefSeq and is a predicted model, not a curated record. The transcript has 12 exons. Gene Ontology annotation, cellular component: sarcoplasmic reticulum membrane; Z disc; smooth endoplasmic reticulum. The annotation marks the transcript as partial.